GAAACCAUCAUCCUCUCCUCCUUCCUUUGGCUUUAUAAUAUUCAGAUCUCAAUUCAAUUCAUUUGAUUAUCUUUCUUUCAAAAACAUGAGAUUGAUGGGUGAACGGUCAGGAUCCACAUCAACCGGGGAUUCAUCAAAUGUUCACAUGAAUUACCCUCUCCUUUCUGCCCUUCUCGCCUUCGCUUUCGCCCAGUCCAUUAAGGUCUUCACCACCCGGUAUAAGGAAAAACGAUGGGACGUUAAGCAACUUUUGGGAUCAGGUGGCAUGCCGUCAUCUCAUUCUGCAACCGUCUCUGCUCUUACUGUUGCUGUUGGAUUUCAAGAUGGUGUUGCUGGUACUACGUUUGCAAUUGCCCUCAUAUUAGCUUGUGUUGUAAUGUAUGAUGCAACUGGUGUACGGUUGCAAGCUGGACGCCAAGCAGAGCUUUUGAAUCAACUCGUAUAUGAACUUCCUGCCGAACAUCCAUUGGCUGAUACCAGACCACUGCGUGAACUUCUUGGUCACACCCCUCCACAGGUUGCUGCUGGUAGCUUACUGGGACUUGUUACAGCUGGAAUUAUUCACUUAAUCUCACAUGUUAAUUGACCUCUGCAGUGUUAUUGUUCUCUAUGAUGAACAAUACAUUAUUCUUUUUAUAUCCUUCAUUCUUUUCAUGUACAUUCUUGACGAUCGGAAAAAUAAUGCUAUAUUAUUUUUUAAGC
This is a messenger RNA of Helianthus annuus (common sunflower), 702 nucleotides long. RefSeq lists its product as uncharacterized. The transcript has 5 exons. The record is from RefSeq and is a predicted model, not a curated record. Lineage: Eukaryota; Viridiplantae; Streptophyta; Magnoliopsida; Asterales; Asteraceae. The coding region runs from base 86 to 586 and encodes 166 amino acids.